AUGCUUGUCUCAGUCCCAGGCCCUUGCGAACCCGAAGACCUGCUGGAGGGGGUGAUCUUUGGGGCCAAGUACCUUGGUUCCACACAACUGGUCUCCGAGAAGAAUCCCCCAACCAGUGUCCGCAUGGCACAAGCUCAGGAAGCCAUGGACAGAAUUAAGGCACCAGAAGGAGAAUCCCAGCCCAUGACAGAAGUGGAUCUUUUUGUAUCGACACAAAGGAUCAAAGUCCUCACGGCUGACUCUCAGGAGGCCAUGAUGGACCAUCCUCUCCAGACCAUCUCAUACAUUGCUGACAUUGGAAACAUCAUUGUGCUCAUGGCCCGACGGAAACUGCCUCGCCGGGCAGAUGCUCCCAUUGACAAACAACUCUACAAAAUGAUCUGCCACGUGUUUUACUCAGCAGAUGCCCAGUUAAUAGCCCAAGCCAUCGGCCAGGCCUUUAGUGUGGCUUACCAACACUUCUUGCGUGCCAGUGGCAUCGAUCCCAGCCAGCUGAAUCCCCGACAGCCGGAUAAUGAGGAAGAUGACGACGACGAUGAUGAAGACACCCUGGCUAAGGGUGAGGAGCUGUACAAUGGAGAUUUGGCUCACUUCUCCAAGCAAGAAAACUGUAAGAAAGUCACCAUCCUGAAACAGAAGGGGGAGAUCCUGGGCGUGGUGAUUGUCGAAUCUGGCUGGGGUUCCAUCUUGCCUACAGUGGUCAUCGCAAACCUCAUGCACAGAGGGGCAGCUGAGCGGUCAGGCAAGCUGAGCAUUGGUGACCGGAUCAUGUCCGUCAAUGGGACGAGCCUCGUGGGGUUGCCUCUUGCUUCGUGUCAGAACAUCAUCCGGGACUUGAAACACCAGACUGAGGUGACGCUCAGUGUGGUUCACUGCCCGCCAGUCACCACAGCACUUGUGCGGAGGCCUGACACAAAAUACCCUCUUGGAUUCUGUGUUGAAAAUGGCAUUAUCUGUAGCCUGAUGCGUGGUGGGAUUGCAGAGCGUGGAGGGAUCCGGGUGGGCCACCGCAUCAUCGAGAUCAACGGGCAGAGCGUGGUGGCCAUGCCGCACGAGAAGAUAAUCCAGAUCCUCACCCAGGCAGUCAGUGAGGUCCAUAUCAAAACCAUGCCCGCUUCAACAUACCGCCUUCUGACAGGCCAAGAGCACCCUGUUUUCCUCUGAACAGAGACAAGAUGGAGGUCGCCAUGCCUUCUCCUGGGUCUGCUUAACAGCUUUCCUGCAUCUCUCCCAUCACAAACUUAACUUGCCUUAAAACAGGUGCAGAGGACAACACAAUUGCCUUUCUUUUUGCACUUUCUAAACUGCCACAGAAAUCUUUUCUGUUUGGCUUAUCUGGUGAGAGGUUUCUACGUGUUUGGAUUUGUAGACUUACCCAGCUUGGUUGAAUGAGUGGAAUUGAAUUCCUUGCUACAAUGCCAUGAUGGCUGCAAGAAGUAUUUUUGGACUUUGCCCACAUCUUGCGGAGUUCUUUUGUGCCUUGUGUCUUUCUCUAGCACUGAAGUGGAGUGCAAGAGUCCUGGGGUGGUAGGUUAGGGCUGUACCACAACAGGUCACAAGUGAUGGGGGAAAAAAUCUUAUUUAAAAAAAGUUUUCAUUUUGUGAAAGGGAGGGGGGAAUCAAACCUUUGAAAUAGUAAAACAACAUAGUGGAGUGUGGA
This is a messenger RNA of Sceloporus undulatus (fence lizard), 1660 nucleotides long. Its product is annotated as amyloid-beta A4 precursor protein-binding family A member 3-like. Gene Ontology annotation, biological process: chemical synaptic transmission. The transcript has 8 exons. Gene Ontology annotation, molecular function: amyloid-beta binding; protein binding. The coding region runs from base 1 to 1164 and encodes 387 amino acids. NCBI's taxonomy places the organism in Eukaryota, Metazoa, Chordata, Lepidosauria, Squamata, Phrynosomatidae. The record is from RefSeq and is a predicted model, not a curated record. Gene Ontology annotation, cellular component: cytoplasm; dendritic spine; plasma membrane.